UCAUAUAUGCUAAAAAAAAGUAAUCGAAGUUAUAUUAGUUUUUCUUUAUAAUCAGAAAUAGAGAACUAUGCCACCAAAACGAAAAAAAGAUGCAAAAAAGAUAUCCAUCGAUCCACCACCAGUAAUCGAACCGGAUAUUUUGGAAGUACUUGAACCAGAAGAACCACCGAAGCCACUAAUAUCAGCAGUCACAGGACAACCUUUCGGACCUCGAGUUCAUUACAUAAGUGAAAAAAAAGAAGAUGAGAGUUCAGAUGACGAACCUGAAUCUGAAAUCGAUGAAGAAGUAAAAUAUUUUGAAGAAGAAGCUCCGGAUGUGCCAUCAGAAUUUUGGCAUAUACAGAAACUUAUCAGAUAUAUGAAAGCAGGAAAUCAAACUGCAACUAUGGUGGCUGUCUGUCUUUUAAAAGAUCACGAUCUAUCCAAUAAAACGAUACAAAAAGCAAUUCGAGAUAUGGGAGGUCUAGAAAUCUUAGUGAAUCUACUCGAAACAAAAGAUUUAAAAUGUCAGAACGGCUCGUUGUCAGUCUUACUUCAAAUCAUAACAUCGAUAGAUAUGCGAAGGCAUCUAAUUGAUCUUGGUAUUGUAACACCGUUGAUUCAAAUGUUAAGAUAUCCAGCUAGAGAUAUUCAAGUUUUAGCUGCAGAAACUAUGGCUAUUAUCGCACGAAUAAGAAAAGCAAGAAAACAGAUACGAAUUAGAAAUGGAAUACCUCUCAUUUUGGAUGUAAUGGAUAUACCAGAUUCUAUCCUUCAGACACCAUAUAAUAAUUUAAAUGAAGCUAAUAAAGAAUUGAUAAAGGUUGCGAUAGCUUGUGCUAAAGUUUUAGAUUCACUGAGCAGUAGUCCAAAAAUAAGAGAAUCGCUUCACAAUCAUGGCGUAGUGAAUCACAUGGAACGUUUUUUAAAAUCACAACAUAUUUCUCUUAUAAUACCAAUGGUUGGAACUAUUCAGCAGUGCGCGAAUAGGGAUAUGUUUCGCAAAUCAUUUGAGAAAACAAAUAUUAUCUAUGAUGUGGUUCGACAUUUAAAAAGCGAUAAUGUUAAACUGCAAGAAAACUGUGCUCUAGCAAUAUACAAAUGUGGCCUCAACAAAGUCGCCAGGGACAUGGUUCGCCAAUCGUCUGGUCUAGAUGUAUUAUGCAAGCUUUUAGAAAAAGAAGAGGUUCGUGCUAAUAAACGAUUGCUAGCUGCUGUCACAGGUGGAAUAUGGAAAUGUGCCAUGAGUCCAGAGAACGUUAUAAGAUUCAAUCAAAAUAAUUUGAUAGCUUCUUUGGUACAAUUUCUGGAAGAAAUUGAAGAUGAAGAAGUGCAAGCGAAUGUUGUAGGAGCAUUGGCAGAAUGUUGCAAAGAUCCUGUUAAUAGAGACCGUUUGAGGAUCAAUGAAGGAUUGCCAAAUCUGAUCAAGUUAUUAAGUUCUACAUAUGAGCCUCUAUUAGAAAACAUACCAUUGGUAAUAAAAGAAUGUGCUCAAAAUGAAUUGUGCAUGGAUAUCAUCAAUGAUCCAGAGCAUGUCAACGAUGGUGUCCGAUUAGUUUGGUCAUUGCUCAAACAUCCCAGCGAUAAAAUCAAAAUAAAUUCCUGUCUGGCAUUGGUGCCUUGCAUUAAAUACGCGAAAGAUUCUCCUGAAAUGGUACGAGCAUUCGUGGGUGGAUUGGAACUCACGGUCAGUCUCCUCGACAACACAAACAACGAAGUGUUAAGUGCAGUAUGCGCCACUAUUGCUGAAAUCGCUGUAGAUCCAGAAAAUUUAGGCAUUCUUAGCGAUCAUGGUGUAGUGGAUAAACUGGCCGCCCUUGUGACCACGCAAGAUGAAAAUUUGCGUGCAAAUUUAACCUUAGCCAUUGCUCAUUGUUGCGAAUGGGGAGAGAAUAACUAUAAAUUUGGUCAAUUACAAGCAGUUGCUCCAUUAAUUAGUUAUAUGACAAGCAAGAAUAAAAAUGUUCUUAGAGGAGUUUGUACAGCUACAUAUCAUUUAAGCAGGGAACCUAUGAAUUGUAUUACUAUGCAUUCUGCUGGUAUUAUUAAGCAUAUAUUACGUUUGGUGGGAUCAGAUGAUCCAGAAUUGCAAAUUGCUGCAGCAUCCACCAUUCGAAACAUUAGAAAGCUCGCAUUAACAGCAGAAAAAUUGCACUUUAGAGAAAUAACUACAUUAAAAGAAACAGAUUAUUUAUUGUAA
Messenger RNA from Apis laboriosa (Himalayan honeybee), 2179 nucleotides. It is a transcript of the gene gudu, whose product is annotated as armadillo repeat-containing protein gudu. The record is from RefSeq and is a predicted model, not a curated record. Bases 68 to 2179 code for a protein of 703 amino acids. Gene Ontology annotation, molecular function: protein binding. NCBI's taxonomy places the organism in Eukaryota, Metazoa, Arthropoda, Insecta, Hymenoptera, Apidae. The transcript is spliced from 10 exons.